AUGUCGGUAAAGCCAACUAUUGGCUUUGAUAAAAAUCGAUCAGGUUUUCAGAAAUCUUUCGAGCAAACGAAUGAAUCAAGCAAACGGAAUGAUUCAAAUAGUUUACCAAGUCAACCAAUUCAUACUGCACUUGCUCUAUACAAUUUUCAAGCUCAAUCGAACAGAGAAUUAUCGUUCAAAAAAGGCGAAAUGAUUGUUGUCAAGCGUCGUGUCAACGACGAUUGGCUCGAAGGUGAACAUCAUGGAUUAACAGGUAUAUUUCCUGUGAAUUAUGUGGAAUUAUUUCCUUAUGAACACGCUAAUGACAAUGCGAACGGUGAAGGCAUUGUUAAAUAUGAUUAUAAUCCUCAAACACCACUUGAAUUACAAUUAAAGAAGGGCGAAAAAGUCAUUCUCUUACGUAAACUCGAUCAGAAUUGGUAUGAAGGACGAGUUAAUCACACUGAAGGAAUCUUUCCAGGAGAUUAUGUGGAAAUAAUAACGGAACCCGAAGAACACCCACCGAAACAAAAUGAUUCUCCAGUAAAUAAUCUCAAAGCACCCAAGAGUGUCUUGAAAAACUCGACUGGACCGAAAACUGCUUCGGAUUUUACCAUUCCGAUGCAAAAGUGCCAAGUGCUUUAUGAUUACACACCUCAGAAUGUCGAUGAACUCGAAAUCCAUGUUGGAGACAUCAUCAAUAUUCUCGAAAAAUGUGAUGAUGGUUGGUACUGUGGCAUCAUGGAGAAUUGUGCGCAUGGAAAUAACAUGAAAUUCGGUACAUUUCCAGGCAAUUACGUUAAAAUCUUACCUUCUUAA
This is a messenger RNA of Adineta ricciae, 798 nucleotides long. The record is from the annotation of a GenBank genome assembly. Lineage: Eukaryota; Metazoa; Rotifera; Eurotatoria; Adinetida; Adinetidae.